GUGGGGGAGAGGAAGAGAAAUCCAGCAGAAAUCCAGCCCUGCCUUUCUCUCCCAGCCAGUGCUGAGCAGAUAACACUGCCGGUGCAUUGAUGGCAGCCUUGCAGAUUUAGACCUGCACUUAACUUGCAGCUGCCUCCCAAACCCGGGUUCCGAGAUGUCCACGCCCUGGGUGACAGGCAGCGGGGCGCUGCCCUGUGCUCCGGCGGUGAUGCUGAACAGCAGCAGCACGCAGUGAAAGCCCCGUGCCGCUGCCGAGGAGCAACCUAAUGUAACGGCACAGCCAACAAGAUGAACGGAGCUUUGGAUCACUCAGACCAACCAGACCCAGAUGCCAUUAAGAUGUUUGUCGGACAGAUCCCCCGGUCGUGGUCGGAAAAGGAGCUGAAAGAACUUUUUGAGCCUUAUGGAGCCGUCUACCAGAUCAACGUCCUCCGGGACCGGAGUCAGAACCCUCCCCAGAGUAAAGGUUGUUGUUUCGUAACAUUUUAUACAAGAAAAGCUGCACUUGAGGCCCAGAAUGCACUGCACAAUAUUAAAACUUUACCUGGGAUGCAUCAUCCCAUUCAGAUGAAACCUGCAGAUAGUGAAAAGUCAAACGCCGUGGAAGACAGAAAACUGUUCAUAGGAAUGGUUUCGAAGAAAUGUAACGAGAACGAUAUCAGAGUGAUGUUUUCUCCAUUUGGCCAGAUCGAAGAAUGCCGGAUUCUCCGGGGACCCGACGGGCUGAGUCGAGGCUGUGCGUUUGUCACAUUUUCUACAAGGGCAAUGGCACAGAAUGCAAUCAAAGCCAUGCAUCAGUCUCAGACCAUGGAGGGCUGCUCUUCACCGAUCGUGGUGAAGUUUGCUGAUACCCAGAAGGACAAAGAGCAAAGGCGCCUCCAACAGCAGCUGGCACAGCAGAUGCAGCAGCUCAACACUGCCACCUGGGGGAACCUGACAGGGCUGGGCGGACUUACCCCACAGUACCUGGCGCUUCUGCAGCAGGCCACCUCUUCCAGCAACCUGGGUGCAUUCAGUGGCAUUCAGCAAAUGGCUGGCAUGAAUGCUUUACAGUUACAGAAUCUGGCCACACUGGCUGCCGCAGCAGCCGCAGCCCAGACCUCAGCCACCAGCACCAACGCAAACCCUCUCUCUACCACAAGCAGCGCCCUGGGUGCCCUCACGAGCCCCGUGGCUGCUUCAACCCCCAACUCCACUGCUGGUGCAGCCAUGAAUUCCUUGACUUCUCUUGGGACUCUGCAAGGACUGGCUGGAGCCACUGUUGGACUGAAUAAUAUUAAUGCACUAGCAGGUACCAUAAACAGUAUGGCGGCUCUGAAUGGAGGACUUGGCGCCACAGGCUUGACGAAUGGCACGGCUGGCACCAUGGACGCCCUCACCCAGGCCUACUCAGGAAUCCAGCAGUAUGCGGCAGCCGCGCUGCCCACGCUGUACAGCCAGAGCUUGCUGCAACAGCAGAGCGCUGCAGGCAGCCAGAAAGAAGGUCCAGAGGGGGCAAACCUCUUUAUUUACCACCUUCCACAGGAGUUUGGAGACCAGGACAUUCUGCAGAUGUUCAUGCCUUUUGGAAAUGUUAUCUCUGCUAAAGUCUUCAUUGACAAACAGACCAAUCUGAGCAAGUGCUUUGGUUUUGUUAGCUAUGACAAUCCAGUCUCUGCACAAGCUGCGAUCCAGGCGAUGAAUGGCUUUCAGAUCGGCAUGAAACGCUUGAAGGUGCAGCUGAAGCGCUCCAAAAACGACAGCAAACCUUACUGAUCCCAACCCCAGAGGCUCCCUGCUCUUAUUUUAGCUUUCUUAGGACAUCUUCAUGCCCGUUAGUUCAUCGUUUGCCUAGCAUGUCCCUGUGGCGUCUCAAAAAAAGUUUCAUCGUCCCGUCAUUGUUUCUGAUGUCUUUCUGACCUCACAUCAUAUUUGGUUCUCCUACUGACCUUUGAUCUAGUUUGACCUUUGAAAUUUGCAUGUGACCUCAUCUAGCUAUGAAUUCUGGGAAGUCAAUGUGAAAAACAUUGCUGCAUUCAUGCAAGACUGAAAUUAUUAGACAAAUUAAUUAUAGAAAAAAAACCUGUGGCAAAAAUGUUUCUUUCUUAUUUUUUUUUUCUUUCUUUUCAUAAAACAGACUUGAAAGUAUUAUACAGGGAUUGGCAUUCUUCCCGGUCACUGGUAACAAUAGCAAUAUGUGUCCAGGGACACAGAAUGUUGGUUUCUAACAGACUACUUCCAAAAACAGUUUGAGAAAAAAAACUGUCUGAUUUUAAGUCUCUAGAGGUCUGUAAUAGUUUUUACAUUUUUCAGGCAGUGUAAAGUUUUUUGAUAAGGCCAUUUUAGGUGGCUCACUUUCUCAUUAAGAUAUAUAUAUAGAACCACUUUUUGUAGAUUAGUAUAAGAAAAAUAUUUACCCUGUUUUGGGGCAAAUGCUACCUAUUUGUGUCACCUUUUGCUGAACUGACUCACAGUUAGACAAUCCAUGGUUUAAUGCACAUGAAAUUACCUAUAUUUUAUACUGUUUCAAUGUACAGGAGAAAGGUUACUGUAAACUGUGUUAUGUUGGUGCUUCCGUGAAUUAAGUUGUGGUUUCAUCAUGAGUCUUACGGUCUUAAUGUUCUCUGUUGAUAAGACAAGUUUAGAAUUGGUUUACUUAAAACAAAAAA
Ictidomys tridecemlineatus (thirteen-lined ground squirrel) is the source of this 2648-nucleotide messenger RNA. NCBI's taxonomy places the organism in Eukaryota, Metazoa, Chordata, Mammalia, Rodentia, Sciuridae. The record is from RefSeq and is a predicted model, not a curated record.